This is a messenger RNA of Coffea eugenioides, 516 nucleotides long. RefSeq lists its product as uncharacterized. The coding region runs from base 1 to 516 and encodes 171 amino acids. Lineage: Eukaryota; Viridiplantae; Streptophyta; Magnoliopsida; Gentianales; Rubiaceae. The record is from RefSeq and is a predicted model, not a curated record. The transcript is spliced from 2 exons.
AUGAAUCUACAGCACAAACAACAGGGAACAUGCAGUCCCAAGAUGAUGAGGUUAGCUACAGGGCUGAUGGGUAUGUGCCUUGCCGGUUACAUAGCUGUCCCGCCAAUUUAUUGGCACCUCUCCGAGACACUGACUUCCGUAGGCCACUUUUCUUGUCCCCCUUGCGACUGCGAUUGCCCUGAUCUACCCCUUUUCUCCAACUCACAAGAUUGCAUGAAACAUGAUCCCGAAAUGAGUGAAGAGACGGAAAAGAGUUAUGUGGAUUCGUUGUCUGACGAGUUGAAGCAGAGGGAAGCUGGAGCUCUGGAAAAUCAGUACCGCGCCGACAUAGCACUGCUGGAGGCUAAAAAAGUAACGUCACAGUAUCAGAAGGAAGCAGAAAAGUGCAAUUCCGGGAUGGAAACUUGUGAGGAGGCCAGGGAGAAGGCAGAAGCAGCUCUGGAAGUGCAAAAAGAGCUCAGUGAAAUGUGGGAGAUGCGGGCUAGGCAAAGAGGAUGGAAGGAAGCCACCAUCUGA